AUGAUACGCGAGGUAGCUCGUCGCGCUGUGUCGCUUCCGCGUUGUAUCAGGCACUUCUCCUCUUCCCCCGACGUGCAGCCCCCUUCUCCAACCGCCCUGUCUCAGUAUGUCAAGCGGAUUCUGGAUCGGACGGACCAAUUGAGGCGCUACCAAGAGAACGAUGUUUUUCCUCCGAGCAACUGGCAACUCCGCAACUGUUACCUCUACGCUCUACUGCAACAGCCGACCAAGACCGAGAUCGACGCCGUGGAGUUCCUCGAGGGCGCUAAAUUCGCCAGCGAAUGCGUCAUCAGGGCGAUGCAUUCGCAAGAUCUGAUCGACUUUGCCGGUGAGAAGGCCCCCAGACCCCCGCUCGCGGACGAGAUGGAGCAAAUGUUCGAGUCUAUGUGCUACCAGGUCCAGUUCCUCCCGCGCGUAAAGAGACUCGGACUGGGAGUUUCCAGUCUCGAGUUAAGGGAGCUCGACUUCACUGGGGUUCAUCUAAGCGGGGUCAGUUUCAAAAGGCCAACACGUGCUACCUUGAAGACGGAGGAGAAGCUUCUAGCUGUGGGCAAGCAGGCUAUGGCUCAACAGAAACAGAAGAUGAAGGAGAUGGGCGGUAGACCAAAUUUUGCAGAGUUGAUGUCCGGCUUUCGUUCCGUCAAGGAGCAGCUGGAGAGUGUGGAGAUGGAGCCACACGACGGCUCGGAGACGCUCGAGAGGCUGCAGCUCAGUACGCUGAUCCAUACAAAGCAGACGGUGGAGGCUGUUUCGGCGAAGACAGCGGAGCGCAUCGCGGUGAAGACUGAAGUCAAGACGCUCAUGUGCUUCGAGUCCUUGGUCACGGAUCCUCAGGACGUGGACUGGCAAAUUACCCGGAUGAAACAAUAUGGACGAGUAGUGAGUCGAGAAUUAGUCGAUCUUAAUGCUGGAUAA
Molecule: messenger RNA, 915 nt
Organism: Phytophthora infestans T30-4
Lineage: Eukaryota; Oomycota; Peronosporomycetes; Peronosporales; Peronosporaceae
Exons: 1
Coding region: 1-915 (304 amino acids)
Source: RefSeq, a predicted model, not a curated record